This is a messenger RNA of Hirsutella rhossiliensis, 906 nucleotides long. Its product is annotated as serine aminopeptidase, s33 domain-containing protein. Gene Ontology annotation, cellular component: membrane. The transcript is spliced from 2 exons. Gene Ontology annotation, molecular function: lipase activity. Lineage: Eukaryota; Fungi; Ascomycota; Sordariomycetes; Hypocreales; Ophiocordycipitaceae. The record is from RefSeq and is a predicted model, not a curated record. The coding region runs from base 1 to 906 and encodes 301 amino acids.
AUGGCCACGCCCGGCCCGAGGGCGGUCAAGACGACCGAGGGCGUCUUGACAACGGCGGAUGGACAGGCGCUGUAUACAAAGGCCUGGGAGCCACCUCCAGACGCGGCCAAGGCUCUCCUGGUCUGGCUACACGGGUUCAGUGACCACUGCAACACGUUCGGCGACUUCUUCGAGGCCCUGGCGAGCCACGGCAUCGCCGUCCACUCGCUGGACCAGAGGGGCUGGGGCCGGUCGGUGGCGCGGCAGUCGGACAAGGGCCUGACGGGGCCGACGGAGACGGUGCUGUCCGACAUGACCGACUUCGUCAGGGCGCUGCCGCAGACGGACCUGCCGCUCUUCCUCGGCGGGCACAGCAUGGGCGGCGCGCAGGCGCUGCUGUGGGCGGCGCGGGGCCCGGCCAAGACGAGGCUGGCCGUUCGCGGCUACGUCGUCGCGGCGCCCUUUCUCCGCUUCCACCCCAGCAUGGCGCCGCCGCGGGUCAUUGUCUGGCUGGCGCGCGUGCUGGCGCGCUGGUUGCCCAACCAACAGCUCUACAACAAGCCGCGCCUCGAGCGCCUGUGCCGCGACGGCGGCGUGCGGCGGGCCAUGGCCGACGACCCGCUCCUCCACAACUUGGGCACGCUGCAUGGCGUCGCCGACAUGAUGCGGCGCGGCGACGAGAUUGCCGACGGGCUGCACGACCUGCCGGCGGCCGAGGACGAGGCCACGAGCCUGUGGAUCGGCCACGGCAGCGGCGACCGCAUCGUCUGCCCGGACGCCGUCAGGGACUACUUUGCCCGCUCGCGUGUCGAGGACAAGCACCUUCGCACCUACGAGGGCUGCUACCACAACCUGCACCAGGAGCCGGGCCGGCACAAGGCUGACUUUGCAAGCGACGUCGUGGCGUGGAUCAGCGAGAGAGCGUAG